UCAGGAGAAAAAAAGGCAGUGUCACCUCUUUAUACAAAUUAUUUACAUUUGCAUUAGCACACAUUUUGGCUUGUCUGCUGCAAUUAUGGUGAGAGUCAGAUGAUCAACGUGCGCGUGAUGGUGUUAGUCUGACAUCCAGUCAAACCUUCGAAGGAAAUAACCUUGAUAAGGGAAAGCGGCUCUUCGUCUUUUCUGCUAAAUAUGGCGAGGAUGAAGAUGAAGAUGGCUGCUGUCUCUAAAAUAACUUUGCUUCUGCUCUGCAGCUCCAUCAUCACCUCCACAGAUUCAAAGGAUGAUUGCAACAAUUACGCCACAACAGGAGGGAACUUUACGGUGCUCCUUAACCACAAACUGACCGCCGCAGAAAAAUUGAGAUGGAAGCUAAACACUACUACAAUCUUUAAUCGUGGAGUAUCGAAGACAGGCAUGAGUAUUACCACAGGGAACGUGAAUGAUAUCCAUCCAAAUGGAUCCUUGAGGCUCACAAAUCUUAAGAAAAACCAGGGAGGGAUCUACUACCCGGAGGUUUUCACAGCUGAAGGAAAGGCAGUACAAAAUUUAAAGAGGACAAAUCUAUGUAUAUACGAUCCUGUCCCGACACCUCAUCUAACGGCUAAAUGUUACAAAUCCAAAGUCGAAUAUACCUGCACUGUUGGUUCGAAGCAAGAUGGUCUCAUUUUUGAAUGGCUUCAGAAUGACAAGCCGUUGGAAAAGAAAACCACUGACACUCUGUCACUAGACCUCAAACAGGCGCAAAAAGGUUCCGUCAAAUGCAAAGUCUCCAACAAAGCCAGCACUACUACGAUCAGUAAUGCUACUGAACAACCAUGCAAGACCGGUGGCUUUGUUUUCCCUGAAAAAAUAUUUGGACAUAGUGUCUGGAUUUUCGUGGGCGGUGGAGGAGGUAUUGUUCUGGUGCUGAUUAUCACCACCAUUGUUUGCUGUGUUUUGGCCAAGAAGAGAAAUAGGAUGCAACUGAAGGAUGAGGAGGAGCUCCGCUUGGGGUGGACCAAUACUCAGCAACCACACCAGCAUGAUCGUCAUCAGCAUAAUCAUCCACCCGAUCAUCCUCACCACCACCACCACCAUCAGCAGCAGCAGCCGGCCGGCCACACUGGUCCUCGCCAACACCGCACCAAACAGCAGCGUCCCAGAGCCCCCGAGCCCACCAACGGUCAACCUCAGCCCACCCCCAGGAGAGCUGCACAGACCCCCAGACCAGUCGUUAAUGAUGAUGACGAGCAGCCUCCUCCUCUUCCUCAGCCGAGGAAGAAAGCCCCCAAAACACCAAGAAUGUGACGUGAAGUGAGUCUUGCAGUUUAUAAAAACUUAAUCACUCCUCUUUUUAUCUGGGUUCACCGAGGUCCUCUAUUUUCUUCAUUUGCUUUCCCAAUUCACCUCUCCUCACGUCUCCUCCCUUUUUCUCUACUGGCGUUUCUGCUCCACUGAAGAAGAUCAAUUCAUCCACUCGCAGUGGAGGACGAGCUGAAUUAAAUCACAUCACUGGGUUUGGGUGUUAAACGUCAUGAUGUGAUCAGGAUGUGGUGAAAAUCAAUUUGAAAUUCACUCUUUUUAUCAAGUAAUUUAUAAUCUCUCAGGCAAAUUAAAAAAAUGCUUGUUAGCGCUGAACUCAAACUAUGAAUCUUCAUAAGCUUCAGUUUUAUGAUACAUGAUAACAUGAUGUUCAAACUUCGAAUGAUCCAAGGUGUUUUUUUGGUUUUAUAGUCCUCAUAAUCUUGUAUUUAUUUUCUAUUAACUAUUAAACUCUUUCUUUUUCCU
Messenger RNA from Seriola dumerili (greater amberjack), 1779 nucleotides. RefSeq lists its product as uncharacterized. The record is from RefSeq and is a predicted model, not a curated record. NCBI's taxonomy places the organism in Eukaryota, Metazoa, Chordata, Actinopteri, Carangiformes, Carangidae. Bases 202 to 1299 code for a protein of 365 amino acids. The transcript has 9 exons.